This is a messenger RNA of Verruconis gallopava, 1407 nucleotides long. RefSeq lists its product as uncharacterized. Gene Ontology annotation, cellular component: membrane; endoplasmic reticulum; SNARE complex. Gene Ontology annotation, biological process: retrograde vesicle-mediated transport, Golgi to endoplasmic reticulum. Lineage: Eukaryota; Fungi; Ascomycota; Dothideomycetes; Venturiales; Sympoventuriaceae. Gene Ontology annotation, molecular function: SNAP receptor activity. The annotation marks the transcript as partial. The record is from RefSeq and is a predicted model, not a curated record. The transcript has a single exon.
CAUGCACAUCGCACACAGCACAACACCAAUGUCUUCUUCACAGCAUGUUGCUGCAAUCUCGCGGCGCCUGGACGCGCUCACAGAAGCAUACAAGCAGAUUCUCCAGAGCAUACACAGAAUCCCUCGCACUCCCGACCCCGAUGAACUUGAGAAACUCACCAGCACGAUACGUGAUUCACUGAAUGAUCUCUCGGAGGACCUCGAGGUACUGAACGUCUCUCUCGAGGAUGUCGGUGGCGCUCGUGCAGAUUCGGAGGAGAGCAGGCAGAAGUUGCGGCUCUUGGUUCAAGCACAACGUUUAGCAGAGGACAUUAAGAACGCGCGCCAAACCUUCAGACGCACGCAGAUCUAUAUGAAGAAAGCCGAAGAUACGGCUCGGAGAAAAGAGCGGGAAGACCGACUAAGACAGCUGCGAAAGCUGCCGAACGCUGCAGAGACACCGCAAGAAGGCGAGUGCCCAUCCACUACCACAACUACACCGUCUACGUCACAAGUCCUCCCUCCUCGACGGAAGAAGGAUGAUCGCUACGUGCAAGAAAACGACGCUCUCGUCAAUGCUUCCAGCGAUGUGCUCACGGCGCUGCGUCAGACCCACGCUCUCAUGGCCACAGAACUUGAACGUUCACAAUUUGCGCAAGAAAUCCUCGACUCUUCCACACGCGAGCUUGAACAACUAAACGAGUCGUACACAGACUUGGACACUAUGCUCAAGACAUCCAAAGGCUUAGUCACGCAGCUGAUGAAGAGCAAUAAGAGCGAUACUUGGUACCUCCUCACGGCGCGCACGUUCUUACUUGUCGUGCUAGCGUGGCUCGUGUGGAGAAGAUUACUUUGGGGUCCGACGUGGUGGUUCUUGUGGCUUCCCUUGAAGAUCAUGUAUAUGACUUUAGCGACGAUUUUGUCGGCUUUUGGGCUGGGUAGAAGACUGCCGGACAACAGUAUGGUGUCUAGGAGUAGUCUACGGGUCAUGCCAAGUGCUUCACAGGGUCCGCCAGUAGUGCUUAAUGGACGCCAGGCGCCUUAUAUCAAGGUCGGACGUGGCGGUGGUGCAUCUCCGCCCAAAGACCCCAGUGAAGAAGGCAGCUUGAGUCAGAAGAUUGGGAAAAUGGUGGAGAAUGCUGAGAAAGUUGUCAGAGGAGACGGCUCCGAGCUGGUUGACUCUGACGAACCAAGAAAUCCGAAGAAGAGGGUUAUGGACGCUUCCGAAGAGGGAUUGGGCGCUGGCGAUAUUAUCGAUAGCUUGGAUUCAAGAGAAGAAGAGGGACCCUCCCCAAAUGCUGUGGGUGGUGAGGAGAUCAGAGAUGAGCUGUGAAUUGUGAUAUUUCAUGAAUUAGCUUCUAUAGCAGCUUGAAUAGCUCUGCCGACCUCAUAAUACAUCUGGUAUUGAACGCCAGACCAUGCACGCGG